Saprolegnia parasitica CBS 223.65 is the source of this 612-nucleotide messenger RNA. RefSeq lists its product as hypothetical. NCBI's taxonomy places the organism in Eukaryota, Oomycota, Saprolegniomycetes, Saprolegniales, Saprolegniaceae. The record is from RefSeq and is a predicted model, not a curated record. The transcript has 4 exons. Bases 1 to 612 code for a protein of 203 amino acids.
AUGCAGCGCCUCGAGCCGAGCUGCGAAGAGCUCACGAGCGAGCUCGGAAAGCUCCAGGCGUCGUUCGACAUGAUGAUGGACGCAUGCGCGGAAAUGAAGGCGGGCAUGCAAGAGGUGCUCAACACGACGCCGCUCCUCGACCCGCGGGAAGAGACGGACGGGCCGGCCAUGUAUGCGCUCAACAGCAUCGGGUCGCUCUCCAACAUGGGCUGGAACAAGACCAACACGCCGUCGCCAGCGAUCCAGUCGCACAUGGCGUACAUGGAUCAAAUGGUGACGCAAAUGGGCUACCACAAGCAAAACCUCGCGGGUCUGCAGCAGAUGAUUGGCGAAGGCGCCGCGGCCAUCGAGAAGGCCGAGACAAAGCUGCAGUGCCUCGUGGAUGACUUUACGUACCGCAAGCUGCAGCUGGAAGCCAAGAUGAAGGCGUCGCUCGAUCCGAAGGGCGUCACGCAAGCCAUGCCCAAUAUUUAUGCCGAUAUUGGAUAUAUCUUUGGGGCUGUCUACGAAGGCUUCCAGCCACCGCUGUACAACGAGAGCGUCGACAAGUGCGUGGACGAUUUUUUCCACCAAGAAACCAAGCACCUCAAGGCCGUGGUUAGCCUGCUUUAG